AUGGCACCUGCAUAUGACUACCCGAGCUCAGAGGGGAGCUCUCGUGCCAGCUCCAGUGGCCCUCUACCAGUGCCGGCGAAAGACGAAAUAAUGGACCUCGAGGCGACGUAUCAAAAAAGUGUGAUUCAGCAAAAUGGCAUUCGGGCCGGGGAAGAAGUCGACUACUUCGCCGCCCAGCUUGAUAGGUUCAAUGUUGACACAACGGAGUCGCCCGCCGAACAACGGUCUCAAAUAUUCCAGCUCGUCGAUUCUUACUAUGCAUACACUCAGAAAUGGGCCGACCGACUGCGAGAGCGCCGACCACGGGACCGAUCUGCGCAGGGAGCUGGCUGGCAAAGAGCGGGCUCUAUCGAGAUGGAAAUUGAUGAAACCGAUAAUGGGGGAGGUGCCUUUUCCGACGAAGAAGCUCGCUGCGUGGAAGAGGAGGCCCAAACCUGGGAUCUUCUUCGGCGCCUCCUUCCUCUCCGAUACGGCGACCAAGCCGCAGCACAGCCGCGGCCACCCAAAAGGGCUUCGAUUUCAUGCACCCGCAAAGAUUGGUGGGACGAAUUUCUGGUAGCUGACUCCGCCGCACGGGAGAGGAAGGUUGUUUUGGAAUGGCUCCAGAGCAGCGCAAGCCAAGGCCCCCCAAUCGACGAGGUUGUGAGCGAGCUCCAGCAGAAUGCCGAGCGAGGCGACAUAUUAGCACAUGGGUGGCUUCAUACUCGUCACAAGAUCAAACUACAAAAGAGCGUCAACGGGUAUCAAGGAGUACUGGAACCCAGCGAUGCCGCGGCCGCCCAAUCGCACCUCAGUUCUAACACGCUGGUAACUCAACUGGACCCAGAUGCCGUCACCCGCCAAGCCCGCAAACUGGAACCCCAGGAUGGAUUCUUUGAGCGCGCAAUUUGGCUCGGUUGCUUUGAGAUGCUUCGCAGAGGUUGCUCAAUGAACGAGAUUAGGGAGUGGUGUGCCGAGCGAACCGAGUUAUGGAGGGCAGCGUCCAUCGCCCCCCUGCCGCUUUCCAAUCCCGAUGAUGAGGAGCAGCCGGAGUUCGAACCGAGCUCGUUGAUCUUAUGGAGACGCAUGUGUCAUGCUGCUGCCAAAGAAGGAGGCACAGGGGACUACGACAAGGCGGUGUACGGCCUACUCGCGGGCGACAUUAGCAGUGUGGAAGCUGUGUGCAAGUCUUGGGAUGAUUUCCUGUUUGCGAACUACAAUGCUCUCCUCAGGACACAGUUCGAUAUGUACCUCACCAAGCAAGGCGGCGAUGUUGCAAACACGGCUGCGGAGCAGUUUCCUUCUUUCAACGCCGUCCUAUACCACGGCGACCCGACAACCGCCGCUAAAAGACUUGUGGAGUCUUUUGAGAAGAAUCACAAACUCAAGGAAGAAGCGGCGCGCAUGACGAAAGCGCUCCAGGGAGCUAUCAUUUCAAACGACUUAGACACCCAUCUAUACCACCAAGGCGCUGUUCUGGGCAGGCAUGCAAACGACGGCAAAGACCCGUCUAAACUUAUCCUUCCGGAUCCUGCGUACAGAGGGAAGUUGAUUGAGGCCAAGUUUUUCAACCUGGAAAACCAUGGCGGUCUCCGGAUCCUAUCCCACGUCCUCAUUAUCAUCUCCAUUCUCGAUCGCCUCGCUGGCUCCAGGCCAGAAAGGAACUCGUUGGGGGGCCGGCAGCAGGCCCAAGAAAACAUCAUCACCUCAUACCUCAGCUUCCUGCGCCUUGCUGGCCUGGAAGAAAUGAUUCCGUUGUACUGCUCCAAACUACAUGGACACCGCCUCUAUGAUGCUAUGAGCAGAAACCUAAACCACAUCGUUGACAUGGACGCCCGGUCUCAUCAGCUUACGAUAAUGACGAAGCUCGGGAUCGAUGUCGCGAAGUUUGUGAAGCGCCAGCCGCUGAUUUACCUUGAAGAUGUCAAAGACACAAAGGCACGUUGUGACGCCAGGGUAACCGUCAAGUAUGGCCGUCCCGUGAAGCUCGACUUCUUUGGCGACGACGCCGAGUUUGUCGACCAUGAAGACGAACUGAUCAUUCGCGCCAUGGAGUGGCUCUUGUUGGCCGAAGGUCAAUUCGUGGAGACUUGCACCUACGCCAUCCGGGUAUACAAGUACCUGCUCAAGCGGACACGGCUGCGCGCAGCACGCGCCCUCAGCGAGCGGGUAUCCGGGCGCGCGAUUGUCAGAAGGAAGACCCCCAUUCCUGUGAGAGACGCCGCCGAGGAUCCGGGCCCUGGCUGGUUUGACGAGUUCACCUCUAGUGAUUUCCCAGACGACUUUCUCGAGGCCUGUCGGUUGAGCAAAGGCAAACUCAUCACCCUCGUGAAGAAUGUGUGGGAGCUGGAGUGCCUUGUCAAAGCGCUGGACUCUAUUGAGUCUCUGUCGUCGUUAGCUGGGAUUAGCAGAGAAGAGAACAGCGGGUCUCGAGAGAUGUGGCAACAUACGAACCGGGAGGUUCGGUCCGCCAAGUCGAGCAUGAAGCCGGUAUUGAAGGGCUGGUUGUUAACAUCAAACGAAGUCGACGAAGAUUUCCAGUUACUCCGCGAAGCCUACAUCCCGGAAACGGUGUUGGCGUAUAUCAGCUGCCUCCACUUUGCCGGCACAUCUCUUUCUCGCGACAAUCUCAUGGACUGCAUGGACCUCGCUGCCACGAUUGCCGAGAAGGAUUCCGACGUGGCCCGGGAGUUCCUGAAGUGUGGGCGGAUGAAGGAGCUAGUCGAGGCGUUUGCGUCGUGCAGCAAGGCGUUGGCGAUCUGGUCGUCCGACAAGAAAGGGCCGCAGACAAGCUCCAAGAAGACGAGAGAGUCGGGAUGGUCGCGAGAGCUGUGGUCUAUUAAGCCCUGA
Dichotomopilus funicola is the source of this 2829-nucleotide messenger RNA. Its product is annotated as nuclear pore protein 84/107. Gene Ontology annotation, molecular function: structural constituent of nuclear pore. The transcript has 8 exons. Bases 1 to 2829 code for a protein of 942 amino acids. Lineage: Eukaryota; Fungi; Ascomycota; Sordariomycetes; Sordariales; Chaetomiaceae. Gene Ontology annotation, biological process: protein import into nucleus; post-transcriptional tethering of RNA polymerase II gene DNA at nuclear periphery; mRNA export from nucleus. The record is from RefSeq and is a predicted model, not a curated record. Gene Ontology annotation, cellular component: nuclear pore outer ring; nuclear pore.